GUCCCACCCGAUGCUCCCACCCCCAGCGCGUGCACGCGCGCGCGUGGAAACACACACACACACACACACACACACACACACACACACACAAAACCAUUCAGGCAGCUGCUGAUUGGCUGAGGAGAACGGCGUCCGGACCGGGGUUCUGAGGCGGGAGCUGAGCGGUCCUAGGAGGGAGGUGCACACUCCCGCUGCUAGAGCCCCUCCCGCGUCCCCCAAGCCCUGCUGGAGAGAGGAGCAGCCGAUCCAGGAAGGCAGGUGCGGAGCCAGCUGAGGAUACCGGCCAGGGCUGCUAGCGGUUCCCGCCGGGUGGCGAUCCUGGAUCCUGCCCCAGCUGCUGCCUAGUCCCCACCCGCUUGGCAGCUGCGCCGAGCUCAGCCCGGCGAGGGGCGCGCUCAUGGAGCACACGCACGCCCACCUCACCGCCAACAGCUCGGCUUGCGGCUUGGGCUUCGUGCCGGUGGUCUACUACAGCUUUUUGCUGUGCCUCGGAUUACCAGCAAAUAUCUUGACAGUCAUCAUCCUUUCUCAACUAGUGGCCAGGAGGCAGAAGUCCUCCUACAACUAUCUCCUGGCACUUGCUGCUGCUGACAUCCUGGUCCUCUUUUUCAUCGUUUUUGUGGAUUUCCUAUUAGAAGAUUUCAUUUUGAGUGUGCAAAUGCCUCCGAUCCCUGACAAGAUUAUAGAAGUUCUGGAGUUCUCCUCCAUCCACACCUCCAUUUGGAUUACGGUCCCCUUGACUGUUGACAGGUAUAUAGCUGUCUGUCACCCACUCAAAUACCACACAGUUUCCUACCCAGCCAGGACCCGAAAAGUCAUUGUGAGUGUUUACAUCACCUGCUUCCUGACCAGCAUUCCCUACUACUGGUGGCCUAAUAUCUGGACUGAAAACUAUACCAGCACCUCCAUGCAUCAUGUCCUUGUCUGGAUCCACUGCUUCACCGUGUACCUGGUGCCCUGCUCCAUCUUCUUCAUCUUGAACUCAAUCAUUGUCUACAAGCUCAGGAGGAAGAGCAGUUUCCGCCUCCGUGGCUAUUCCACAGGGAAGACCACUGCCAUCUUGUUCACCAUCACCUCCAUCUUUGCCACGCUCUGGGCCCCCCGCAUCAUCAUGAUCCUCUAUCACCUCUAUGGAUCACCCAUCCAGAACCCUUGGCUGGUUCACAUCAUGCUGGAUGUCGCCAACAUGCUGGCCCUUCUUAACACAGCCAUCAACUUCUUCCUCUAUUGCUUCAUCAGCAAGCGGUUCCGAACCAUGGCAGCUGCUACACUCAAGGCCUUGUUCAAGUGCCAGAAGCAGCCUGUACAGUUCUACACCAACCAUAACUUUUCCAUAACAAGUAGUCCCUGGAUCUCACCAGCAAACUCACACUGCAUCAAGAUGCUGGUGUACCAGUACGACAAACAUGGAAAGCCUAUAAAAGUAUCCCCGUGACCCCCAUAGGGCUGGCACUUGUGCCUCUGUGUAAUCUGUUUCCAGAUGAGAGGGUGUCCCAUGCUCUGGCUGAACAGCUCUCCUUUAAGAGUGCUAACCUGAUUUCCUCUCUCCACAGACUGAGCAGCUCUCAGGCUGGCAGAUGAGAAGAGAGAAAAGAGAAGAAAGAAAAGAAUGAAUCUUGUUUUCCUUUAUGCACUUCUUUUCACAAAAUCAUACCGACAGCCAAAGUUCCUGCUGUCUUAAAGAUGCCAUUGGGUUAUAAAUGCCAUCAUACUGUGACCAAUAAAGACCACAGUAGAGAAGUAGUUAGUGCUGGUACCAUCUACAGCUACUGGGAACCAACCUCUCAAGUGUGUGUCCACCAAGCCACAACAGUGUGCAGCUGAGCCACACUCUUCUUCCAAUAGUUGAGGUCAUCCAUCAUUUCCCUGUACCAUUUCCAGAAGCUAACAAGGCUGACUGGUUUGGGGUUCUUUUUUCCAAGAUACCCUUUUUCUUAGACAGGGUUUUGGUCUCCAAGUGGCCCUAGCAACUCUGGCUACAGAAUGACAGCAUGGGGAAAGGGAAGUAUCAAAUACCAUCCAAACUGUUACUGGAAUGUCUAUGGAGAGACUCCAAACAAACAUGACUUUGUUUCUUAGAUCUGAGUCUAAGGUAUAGUUUUCUAUUUGCCAUAAUGUAUAGAUUUUAUGUCUCCUCUAAAACAAAACCCCUGCCUGGUGUGUAGGGACUAGAAGGAGUUCUUGAGCCCAGAAAAACAAAAAAAUCAAGCCCACUCUUGCAACUGUUUCAAUUCAUCCCUGUGUGAGCUGUACACGAUCCUUGCAUUCAAAAUCACUUCUUGCUGUGGCACUGCACACACUUCCUGGAGAUGCCUUCUAUGUGUCAAGUUGUUAGCCCUGCGUCCUUGCUUGCUCAAGCCCUCACCAAAUGCUUCCAAUGAAGUGACAUCUAAAAUGGAAAUAAUAGAAGUUGCAGUUAUUCUGGUAAGAAGAGAUGCCUAGGUCCCACCACAGCCCAGCUGGCAUGGCCAAUUAAGACCCUAAGUAAGACACAACUAUCAGAGGGGUAGUUGUGCUAACCACUGGUCUGUCCUUUCAUGUAAGUGACUCAAUUAGGUAGUGCCUGUUAUCAGUAAAGAUGUUUAACUCAGAUGCUUCAAAGGUGAUAAAAUUUAUUUAUUAUUCUCCCCUUGCCUGUUCAUUAUAAGAACAAAUCUAGGAUGCAGUAGAUAGGGGCUUCCCUGAGAAUUACUGUGUGUGUGUGCAGACAUAGAAGGUACACAGAUAGACAUGACUAUAUUGAACUGGGCCUGUGGUGUGCUUUAAAGAGGAUAUCCAUGCUAGAAUACCUAUUAUUUUGCAUUUUAUUUCUGCCUCUAUUCCAGAUUCUCAGUAUUUGUACCCAUUCCUGAUUUGGAAGAAAUUUUCCAAAAUAAUUUUUGAAACUGCAUGAUAGUUUUGAUGAUAAAACUAAACAUAGUCACCUGGAACACUUGGUUCCAUAGGCUUGAUCUUUAUUGUAUUUUCUCCCUAAAUUGGAAGGUGUGCUCUGUCAUCAUAGGGGUUUCUGCAGCAAAAGAAUGGGAUGGAAAGGGUCCUGGGGCAACACAAGUGCUAAGCUUAGACCAAGGCCCUUCAAUACUAACUUGGUGUACUUUGGGAUUGUAUCGUUCCUGAUGGCAUCCGUUCUUAUCCCUGUUAAAUGACUUAUGGGAGUGUCUCACCGGACCCAAUGGUUAGACUCUGAAGUCAAUGCAAAGGAGAAUGACCUAUGGGGCCUUGGUUCCUGUGCAUAGUCCCUCAAGAGAGAGAACCUUUGAACACACAAGAAGCUACAUUUUCCUCCAGUCUUGGGACAAGCUGCUGAUACUUUGGUUGGAGAUAGUAGAGUCAGUUGGCGUUUAGGGAAUGUGUUGUAUUAUUGUGAUGUGUCUGAGAACACCAGGACCCAGGUACUGCAAGUCAUUACCACUGAAAAGUUUGCAGAAGUUAUUCAUGUGAGGGAUAAGCAGAGCCCUUGCUCCCAUCUCACUUGCUCCCCAGAGCAUAUGCUCAACGAGUGAAAUGUGAGCAAAAUUCCCCACACCUCUUGAAUUGCAUUUCUUUCUUUCUCCCCCAAAGCAUGUACAAUGAAUGUAUGUUUGUUAGCUAUGUGUAUGACACAAUUCCACUGCAUCCCCUACAAGUAAACAUUGACCAAAGGCUACCUAUGCUGAAUAUAUAUUAUAUAUGUGUGUGUUUAUUUAUUUUUAAAAAUGUAUAUCUCUGAAAAUGUUAGUUUGAGCUAUACAUAAGCAAUUCAAAGUGCAAUAUCUGUAAAGGUUAAGCAAUUCCUUUUUGAAGAUGUACAAAGGAUGGAGAGCAAGCCUGACUCUCAGUGCUGUCUGCUCUGUGUUUUAAUUGUAACUAAAAUAGUUAAUUAUUUAAAAGCUGGGUGUAGCUUGGGAAUGCUUUCCCCUGACACCCAUUUAUUACUUUUCGUAACAGUAGAGGUUCUACCAGGUAGUAUGGCAGCAUCUCUCUUAUCUGACUACAUUUUCUAUUCUCUAAGAAAUCCUUUAAGUUAAUCCAUGAAAGCACUCCAGAGAGUUGCUGCAUCUUCUGUUUAAAAUGCACAUGGAUACCCUUUUGGUUUAGGCUGAUAUAAAUAAAUAUACAUAUAAUUAGCCUAAUCCAAAGUUUAAGAUUACAGAAGGAGCAUUCAUUUAUUAUUGACAAUAAUAAUAAUGGACAAUGACGAAGUUUUUAACUUUAAAAUUGUAACCCUUUUCAUUCGGGCCGGGUUUGGAUAUGAAGCCUUGAAUAUUGAAGCUUGUCACAUAAACAGCUGCUGCUAAGGGCAAACACCUUAGCCUGGGUUUUUGUGGUGCUUCUUUCAAAGACUGUUCACCAUCACCUCCAUUGCUGUAUGAUUGGUGUCGUUGUACAUGGUGGCAGUGCAAUACAUGUGCAUGCCAAGUCUUUUUCUUAGCAAAUGGAAGCCUGCAGAAGGAAAUGAGGGGCACAGCAAACCAUAAAAGGUAAGCCAUGUGAAGGCAUGAACAUCCAUGUUCCAAACACCUUGCAAUAGAAAGAGUUAUUUUGCACAGCUGGUGCCUACUUGUCCAAAAUGGGGAGCCCUUUGAACGUGCAUUAAGGACUCUAAUAGUGACUACUACUGCUCAAAAGUAGAACAGGAGGCUACCACUGAAAAAUAGGAAAUGUUCAUAUUUUCUUAACUAGAUAAUAUAUUGUGUUUGGACUAGUUUGUAUUCUAAUAAAUUCUAACAUGGUGCGCAUUUGGUGUUUGCUGUUUGCAUAUAUGUUUAAUCAACUGCAGAAUGCUGGUUUUUAUUCAUAUAAUUUUAAUUGAUAAAUCAUAAUUGUAUACAUUUAUGGGGUGCAAUGUGGUGUUUUGAUAUAUGUAUUAAAUGUGUAAUGAUUAAAUCAAGCAAAUUAA
This is a messenger RNA of Mesocricetus auratus (golden hamster), 4879 nucleotides long. RefSeq names its product G protein-coupled receptor 139 (gene Gpr139). Gene Ontology annotation, biological process: G protein-coupled receptor signaling pathway. The coding region runs from base 398 to 1435 and encodes 345 amino acids. The transcript is spliced from 2 exons. Gene Ontology annotation, cellular component: membrane. The record is from RefSeq and is a predicted model, not a curated record. NCBI's taxonomy places the organism in Eukaryota, Metazoa, Chordata, Mammalia, Rodentia, Cricetidae. Gene Ontology annotation, molecular function: neuropeptide receptor activity.